Molecule: messenger RNA, 9063 nt
Organism: Ictalurus punctatus (channel catfish)
Lineage: Eukaryota; Metazoa; Chordata; Actinopteri; Siluriformes; Ictaluridae
Product: IQ motif and SEC7 domain-containing protein 1
Exons: 15
Coding region: 1918-6549 (1543 amino acids)
Biological process (GO): regulation of ARF protein signal transduction; actin cytoskeleton organization
Molecular function (GO): protein binding; guanyl-nucleotide exchange factor activity
Source: RefSeq, a predicted model, not a curated record
UGCGGCUCUGCCCGAGGAGAGCUUUCACCGCCGAGUCAAACAGAUUUUUGGAUCCAAGAUGGCCGCCGCAGAGCGCCCAGUUUCUCUCAGUAUGUAUCGCUAGCUUUACACAUAAAAGAACCUCUAUUAAGAACCUCAGCUAAGGAAAACGAUGAUCUAUUUUGAGAGCGGGACAUGAAUUUGAAUGUUAAGCCGCUUGGGAGCAGGCAGCGAGGUAAGAAAAGGCUAGGUUGGGAGGGGAGACUUUGGCGUUGACGCAUGUGGACAGCGUGGACACUGCGGUGGAGGCUGAAUGGCGGAAACAGGCGGCAGGUGCAGCGCAGACCAGAGCACAUCACAGGGAGUCAAGCCGCACUACAGAAGGACUGCUCACCCGAAGAUAAUGUAAAUGUGUUCCUGUAAGAAACUGCUGAAAUGACUCGUGUGCAGCUUGCUUGUGUUUUCGGGCACCCAUGAGCAGCCACGCGCUGCCUGCCAAUUAGAGCGCGAGACCUAAAGACACACGAAGGCGAAGUUGGGGAAAAUGCCGGCGUGUACUACUACUAAGCUGUUUGGACUGAAUAGGUACCAAAUGUAUAUUCAUAUCGCCGAAUGGAGCCACAUUGGUGUGUUAUAACUAGGUGAACGUGUUAACAGAGAUGGAGGAAUAUAAAGGCAGGUUGUUACACCUUCGUAACGCAUCAUAAAACCGGAGGGCAGCAAAUACCGGCUGGGAAUGCAGGAAGACUGGACUAGUGAUGCUCUGGAAAUGCAGAAUACUCAUUCGGUAAACGCGAGAGAGAUCCAGGGAUGACCGUCGACGAAACCCAGAAUAGAAAAGAAGCGUGUUUUGGUGCGUUUGGACACAUGUUAAAGACGAACGAGGAAUACUCGAGCUAAACGAAUGAAGACAAACGCCAAGACAGGACGAAUCAUUCAAUCUGGACUGAUUUUUAAUCCGAAUCAGCAGAGACUGUUGGUGCAGUGAAACAGAUUCCAGUCAUGUGUAAGUGACAGGUAGGUUAUAGGGCAGUCGAAGUGAUGCAUCGAGCAUCCAGAUGUUCCACUGUAUGAGACUGCAGUGCAUGAACAUAGGAUGUGCACACUGAGAGCAGUGUUCCAUGCUUUCAGGACACAGCACAUAUUAACACAGAGGACUCGAAUGAUUUAGAGACCGACGGCGAAGAGGCCAAGAGAGAAGAGAGAAGAGCAGAGUCCCAUUAAGACAUGCGCACAUCAUGCAAUUUUGCACUGCGGUCUAAAGGUUCAACUUUUGUAAAUCCCCCCUCCCCUUUCCUGAGAAUCUCUGGGGGAAUGGCUCAGCGAGAAAAUGUCUCCCAACCUCUUCUCCACGCUAUGAGUCAUGAAGGCUCUGUGGCGAGCAAGCAUCUGCACUGCUGCGACAUUUGACAUUCAGCUCCACGCUGGAGAAGGGAAGGAGACGCCAAUAUGUGCUGGAGACACAGAUGAAAGCAAGACUAUUUCACUUUCUUACUUUCGUCACACUCUGCUAUCGGAGUCGGACAGGCUGGUAAGAUUACUGAAUCGUUGACUUGCAGAGAGGAAAUGCAUUUAUCUCAACAGAUGUCUUGUCUAAGUAGUUGCGUGGUGAACCCAAUGAAAGGUUGAGCAUCUGCUGACUCAGACAUUCCCAUCCAUUUUCUUCUAUGUUUAUGCAAAUUAGCGUCUUGGCUCAUCAAACGAUUCAGACACUUUGACUCGAAUUAUUCUUCUUGUCGUUAAGGGAAUACAAUAGGAGAGUAAAAACAGUGUGUAUCUGUUCAAUUCCUCUCCAACAGCCAGCACUUAGUUCGCUCACUCUCCCCCCCCACUAGCAUCACGUGGGGGGGAGAGCUCUCAUAUUUGGGGUGAUUGUAAUCCCAUAGCUCCAUCAAUCCAGCAGUGAACAGCUGUUCCGAGGUACAAGGUUCCUUAAGCAUGGACACGGGCCAGGGCAGCCCGGAGAGCCCUAAUCGGGCUGUGGAGUACCUGUUGGAGCUCAACAACAUCAUCGAAAGCCAGCAGAAGUUGCUGGAGACACAGCGGCGACGUAUUGAGGAGCUGGAGGUGCAGUUGGACCGCCUCAACCAGGAGAACAAGGACCUCCGGCUGGACAGGCAGCCAUGUCCACCACCACCACCACCACCGCCGCCACUAGGGGCCUCCAACCAGACCCAUGGGCACCAUUCACAUGUGCAGAACUCCGCCACUGUGUACCCCAUCCAGAGCCACAACAACGUGCCGGGCCCUAACCCUACAUCUGCCGCGGCUCCUCCUCCCCCUCCUCCGCCCGUGCCUCCACGCGACCGGCGUAUCGUCAAUGCACACACACGCCUCAGCCGUGGCCUGUCCACUGGGUCCAACCCAACAGAAAAUGAGAGGGACAGAGAGCGACACAGAGAGAGCGUCAGCACCGGCACGGCCACCACUCUGCAGAGACAUGUGGAAGGGGAUCCUCACUGUGGGGACACAAGCAGUUUCUCAGACAGCUCCUGCAGUCAGGUCCCGUACCUGGGCAUUUCGGACCGAUACAUCAAGGCUACAGGAGAGCCUUUGGGCUCCCAGGGGCCUCCUGUGGCCCCUCCAAGCCCAGCGAGCCUGGCCUGGGCCCAGCGCACACGCCUCCAGCCUGCCAGCCUGGCUCUGCGUAAGCAGGAAGAGGAGGAGAACAAACGCUGCAAAGCACUCUCAGACAGCUAUGAGCUCUCCACAGACCUGCAGGAUAAGAAGGUGGAGAUGCUGGAGAAGAAAUAUGGUGGUUCCUUCUUGAGCAGACGAGCAGCACGCACCAUCCAGACCGCUUUCCGGCAGUACCGCAUGAAUAAGAACUUUCAGCGGCUGCGUAGCUCCGCCUCAGAAAACCGCAUGACGCGCCGUAUUAUCCUCUCUAACAUGCGCAUGCAGUACUCGUUUGACGAGCGCCAGCCGCAGAUGCAGCCUCAAACCCCCCAACAACAGCAGCAGCUCUACCCUCCUCGUCAUCCCUCUUCUCUGGCCAUGGCCGGCCAGCAGAGUUCGGCUGACACAGAGCAGGAGACAGAAUCACCUUCACACUGCCCUUCUGACCGGGAGGAUUACUCACAUGCAGACGAUGCCUUUACCAAACAAGUGACAUCACUGGCAGACUCCAUGGAUGACACUCUAACAUGUCAGUCUGGCCGUGGCGACUCCCAGGAGGGUGAUGGUGGAGGCGAAGUUGAGGAUUUCAGUGAGUGUGUCUGGAGCAGCAAGAUCCCAUCUCGACGUGGAGUACCAACGAGUGAGCGAGAGCGGACAGCGGGGACACUCGGGGGCAUGCACGAGGACAGUACAGCCACAUCCUACAGUGACGUAACUCUCUACAUGGAAGACGGCGUGCCUUCAUCUCCACUUUCCAUGGAACGUGCACCCAGCAGUACUGACACUGAGUACUGGGGGCUAGGCGGCACAGCAGUAGGACGUGAGGACAGUCGAGAUGCAGAGGGUGGAGGCAGCAGCAACAGCCGGCGCAGCACACCAUGCACCGAGUGCCGUGACCAUCGGCUCCGUGGUGCCCACCUUCCCGUUCUGACUAUCGAGCCGCCCAGUGACAGCUCUGUGGACAUGAGUGACCGUUCGGACCGAGGCUCCCUCAGCAGGCAGUUGCUGUAUGAGCAGGAACCAGCAGGAGGCGGAGGGGGAGGAGGUGGAGGUUCACCCCAGGGAACUCUCAAACACAACCCAGCCCAGGGCCAGACUCGCCCUAUGGGUCGUCCUAUUCCUUCACCCCUCCCCACACACAUACCACCACACCAUGCAAUCCUGCUGCACCAGCAGCACCACCCACACCUCCAUCACCCGCUGCAGCACCAUCACCACCACCCACUGGCCCAUCUUCAUCACCCGUACCCGGACUCAUCUGUAUCACCUUCCCAACCCCCACUGACGCCGCUCUCCUCCACCUCAUCAGCGCAGCUGCCUUCUACUGGCCUGGAGCCAUCUGAUGGCGACAACGACUCUCUUAACUCCACCACCAACUCCAAUGAGACGAUUAACUGCAGCUCUGGCUCGUCCUCCCGGGACAGCUUGAGGGAACCGCUACCCGCACUCACCAAGCAGACCUACCAGAGAGAGAGCCGCCACAGCUGGGACUCACCCGCAUUUAACAACGACGUGGUGCAGCGAAGGCAGUACCGCAUUGGUCUCAACCUUUUCAACAAGAAGCCGGAGAAGGGCAUCCAGUACCUGAUAGAGAGGGGCUUUAUGUCUGACACCCCAGUGGGCAUUGCACGCUUUAUCCUGGAGAGGAAAGGCUUGAGUCGUCAGAUGAUCGGGGAGUUCCUGGGCAACCGACAGAAGCAGUUCAACAAGGACGUGCUGGAUUGUGUGCUGGAUGAGAUGGAUUUCUCUGGAAUGGAUUUGGAUGAUGCCCUGCGCAAGUUCCAGGCUCAGAUUAAGGUCCAAGGAGAAGCACAGAAAGUGGAGAGGCUGGUGGAAGCCUUCAGUCAGAGGUACUGUGUGUGUAACCCUGCGUUGGUGCGGCAAUUCCAGAACCCUGACACCAUCUUCAUCCUGGCCUUUGCAAUCAUCCUUCUCAACACAGACAUGUACAGCCCUAACGUCAAACCAGAGAGGAAGAUGAAGCUGGAUGACUUCAUCAAGAACUUAAGAGGGGUGGAUAAUGGACAGGACAUCCCGAGGGACCUGUUGGUAGGAAUCUACCAUCGUAUCCAGAAGUGGGAGCUGAGGACCAAUGAUGAUCAUGUGUCUCAAGUGCAGGCAGUGGAGAGAGUGAUUGUGGGCAAAAAGCCAGUGCUCUCUCUACCCCACCGCAGACUGGUGUGCUGUUGCCAGCUUUAUGAGGUUCCUGAUCCUAACAGGCCACAGCGGAGUGGGGUUCAUCAAAGAGAAGUCUUUCUCUUUAAUGACCUACUGGUGGUCACAAAGAUCUUCCAGAAGAAGAAGACAUCAGUGACAUACAGUUUCAGACAGUCUUUUCCUCUAGUGGAGAUGCAGGUUCACAUGUUCCAAAACUCCUACUAUCCUCAUGGGAUUCGGUUAACCUCAGCCAUCCCAGGAGGGGAGCGUAAGGUCCUGAUUGUCUUCACAGCACCGAGUCAGCAAGAUCGGACACGUUUUGUCAGUGACCUGAGAGAGAGCAUUGCUGAAGUGCAAGAUAUGGAAAAAUAUCGAGUAGAGUCGGAGCUAGAGAAGCAGAAAGGCGUUAUGCGGCCUGGGCUCAUGAGUGGAGAAGUGAGUGGUGGGGUGGAUGGAAUAAAGACUGAGGCAGUGAAUGGCACUCUGGGUAGGCCCAGCCUCGAUGACACAUAUGCCACAGGGGAUGGGCUUAAGCGCACAGCGCUCAGCUCAUCACUCAGAGAUCUCUCAGAGACAGGAAAGCGGGGUCGGAGAAACAGUGUGGGCUCUUUGGAUAGUACCAUUGAAGGAUCCAUCAUUAACAGCCCACGGCCUCACCAGCGUCUGCCUAUGGGGGGCGCUCUUCCCAGCUGCUACGGGCUGGAAGACUACCGGCCUCACCGCCCCAUCCUGAGCCCCGGGAUAGGGGUGGGGGGUGGGCCGGGGCAGUUACACAACGCCGUAGGGAACGCUGGGGCAGGAGUGCUCCCCAACACUGGCGACCGAGGGUCCGGAGGGGGCAGCUCCGGCUCCUUCCUGGGUUCUCUGUUUGGCAACAAGCGUGCCAAACCCCCGGCCCCACUUAUUCCUCCAGGGCCACCGUAUCCUGCUCCCGUGGCCCCGCCUACUACCGGGGGCCCGCCUCCUCCCUCACCUUCCGCUCUCAGUCAAUCCGACCUCGGCGGGCCCUCCAAGAUCCAGGCGCUGCACGCACAGUAUUGCCACAACAAUAUCGGCCCACCUCCACCUCCAUACCACCACCAUCAGCACCAUCGUUACCACGUACAGCUCUCGGCCGCUGGCCAUCCACACACUAUGCAUCACACUCUGCAGCGCAGCUCACUUCCCCGCCGUGGUUCACCCAUACCCUCUCACGCUCCACUUCAGCAGCAGCACUCCCAUCAUAUCGUGCAUCAGCACGGCCGCCAUUCCAGCGUGGGCUGCACCCCUCCUCCGUUGUCUCCUCAUUCACCACAUUCGCCCAUCAACCCAUUCAGCUUCUUCCACACUCACACCCCACUGCCCCAUCCCGCCAAGCUGCCACUGACACUGUCUCACUCUCAGCCCCACCCCCACCCUCACGGCCAUUCCCACGCUCUCUCUCAUACCCACAGUCACGCCGGCCACAUCCACAGUCCCCAUCCACUACUGCAUCAUUCCACCCAUCAACCUCACUUUGUGUUCGCCCCGCCUCCACAGGCCCCAUCCACCAUCACAGCACGUCACGUGCCGCAGGCCCCCUCACACUACCUGCCUCAGUACCCACCUCUGUCCUCCAUCCCGCCUCCUCCGCCGCACUCGCCUUUACCCCCUCCUACCUCCCCCCUCACCCCUCUUACACCGCUUACACCUCUCUCGCCGCUGCCACCACAGGUGGUCAACCAGGGGCCGGGAGCAGGAAGCACAGGGGGCAGCGCCAGCACGACCGGCAGCUCCAAGUCAAAGCCCAUCAGCCGUAUCAGUACAGUGGUGUGAGACGUGGCACAGCUCGCAGGGCAAGAGUUCACCGAAGGAGGAGCCGAAGCCCACGCAAGCGGAAACACACUGUGGUCCGACUUUGCUACUUCCACAUCCGCUUCCCACAUGUGUAGAGUGAGGGUGAUGGAGGGUAACCUAUAGCUGGGCUACUAAAUGCAUACGCCAUUUGCUGUCGUUUCAUGCUGGUACUCAUGAUAACAUCCAAACAAUAUUUCAUCAAUAUUUGAAGGAAGCGCUGAUUCUGUUAUUCCUCAGAAGCUGACAGACGCAUGAGCUGGAAAUGCAGUGUUGCCAAAGGUGGAAAUUGUGAGAGAUUGCUGCCAACCUAUAAGGUGAGAGACUAAGACUCAAAAUUUUAAGGGAUCCAACUGUUCCGCUACAGAGGAGGUCAGGAAGCGAGCUUUACCAGGCAGCCUGAGGAGAGGACAGAACGCAAAAGAAGCAUCAAGUUUUAAUGAACAGCACUAAAAAAAAAAAAAGCAUGGACAUUAAAGCAACUGAGGUUACAUGGAAAUUCUGUUCGCUCCAUUUCAGCGUUUAAUUUUUAAUGUCAAAUGACAAUCAUUACAGGUCGAGGCAAGUUUGUUUUUGUUUUUUGUUUUUGUUUUUUUUGUUUUGUUUUUUUACAGAAUUGAGUGAUACGUUCCACAUUCCUUCCCAUACCUUGGACUAAAUGGCUGUCAUUGUUGGACUACAGCUUUAAAAGUCUCAGCCACACACUCUUAAGUGUAACACAUCCUGUUUAUGUUAAAGAAUUUUUUGUAAUAAAACAUUUUUUUAGUGGAAAGAGACCAUUAUAGGAGAGAGAGCCAUGCAGGAGGAGCAUUCCAGUAUUUAAUUCUAUGUUUGGAGUCUAAAAGGGAAAAUAUUUGAAUAUAGAACAGCACAUGUAAUAUGUAAUUGUGUUCUGAAUUUCAAAUCUGCAAAAUCGAGGCGUAGCCCACUAAUUUAUAAACCAAAAAAGUUUCAAUUCUUAAUGAUUCUUUAGUUUUCUUUAGUAUUUUUUCCAUUCAGUUUGCUUUGCUUUUGUUUUUAGGGUUUUUUUUUUUUUUUUUGGAUGAAAUGGAUUUGUGUCUACAAUUAGGUAAAGAAUUUAAUAUUUUUAUUAUAUAAUUAUUAUUAUUAUUAUGUACUAUUUCAGCUAUAUUUAUUUUUUUUUCCAGAAUGAUGAAAUUAGGUCAUUGUGAUUUAAGUGUCAAAAUUACUCGAUAAGUCUGACUUGUCGGGUAAUUCUGUUUUAAUGACUAUUUUUCUUUUAACACACUUUUGAGCUAUCAAUAAGUACUCGAACAGGCUCACAUGAUUUGCUAAUUACUUGUAUUUGGCAAUUACAUAGCCUUAGUGCCUAAUGUAAGGUUUUAGGAUCUCUCGAUCCUAAAUGUGCAGCAACUGCAUUUCCCCACAAAAGUAAGUAAAUAAAUAAAUAAAUGGAUAUAUUUACAGUGCUUGCGAGGUGAGCACUGUAUUGUUAUUUAAUUUAAAUCUUGCAGAAUUAAUUGUAUAAAUACUUUAAUUUUUUACUCAACGGUAAGUUGGACUGAAUUAUAAGCAUAAAUAGAUAGACGUUCUCUCGAGCAUUGAUUGUACAGUACAAUUUACAAGAAUGAUAUGAUUCAAGUGUGUUUUCCGUUAUUAAUAUUACGAUGUCAAAUAUUACUGCUAUUAUCCUUGAUAUUUUGAUGUAACACUUACUACUAAUAUGGAUAUUGUUUCUGUGCUGGUUUGUUUUCUAUUAGAGGUUUUUUCAAUCUAACACAGUGGUAUUUCAAGUGUACAAACUGAACUUUUGAGAACUUAACUGGGCUACAUAUUUCAGGAAAUUGUUCUGCUUGGAAAAAAAUAAAUAAUUCGGUAUUUUACACCAAACCCAUUACCAGAAGCCAUACACUUGUACUUAAGCCAGUCACUCUUUUAAAGAAUGUGAAUUUACAUCAAGUUACAUAUCUUUGCCCUCUUGUUUCUAUAUGAAAGCAUGCUAAUAUGAUUGGUGCAUCUGUGCACACCAGCUAAUACAUUUCGCACUUGGUUGUCAGUGCAUCUAUUUGUAUGCUGCUUUUACGUUUCUGCAGAUAGUGUUUGCUCUUGAGGAAAAACAAGAGUUUUUAGUCUGUGCGCACAAAGACUCAAGGCCUACAGGUGCAGUGCCUUGUUAGUAGAUCAUUUCCCAUCUCCAGCACCCCAAUAUAUGCACACACACACACACACACACACACACACACACACACACACACACACACACACACACACACACACACACACACACACACACACACACACACACACCCCCCAAUCCUCUUUGGCGUUCUGUCACUAUACAUUUUAUUUCAGUACAAGGCCAUAUUCAGAGUUGAGUUAGUGAGAUGAGGAGUUAAUACAGAAAUUGAGCACAGUGACAUCCAGACUUCAGAAUCAUCUAAUUAUCAAGUGCUAUCAGAAUUUGCAGGACGGAGGAAUUUGCAGUUCUUUUUCCCUGGGGGAAAUUCAGGCACCCAAAUAUGGGAUGUAGAUUUA